Messenger RNA from Anguilla anguilla (European eel), 2627 nucleotides. Its product is annotated as serine/threonine-protein phosphatase 2A 55 kDa regulatory subunit B beta isoform-like. Bases 694 to 2025 code for a protein of 443 amino acids. Gene Ontology annotation, cellular component: cytosol; protein phosphatase type 2A complex. The transcript is spliced from 9 exons. The record is from RefSeq and is a predicted model, not a curated record. Gene Ontology annotation, molecular function: protein phosphatase regulator activity; protein binding. Gene Ontology annotation, biological process: peptidyl-serine dephosphorylation. NCBI's taxonomy places the organism in Eukaryota, Metazoa, Chordata, Actinopteri, Anguilliformes, Anguillidae.
CCGACACCGGCAAUCUGUACGGGGAGGAGCCUUCCGUAACGCAGUGUGGUGGGAUUGUAGCAACGCCAGCGCUUUCAUGCAGCACUCGGCGCAGCCAUAGAACGACACCGGGGGGGGGGACAAACCGGGCAAUCGAAACGACAGGAGGAACCCGAACUCGGGAUGCCAGCUGACUGACGCACAAUCCCCCGUCAGCACACUGCUGCAGUCUAAAAAUCCUUAUCCAAAACGCAAGUCACCCAGUCGGGAGAUUUAUCGGCUCUCGAUAAUUAACAGACCUGCAAAUACGCACUGGGUUUCAUUUGACUUUUAUCGCUGGUAUGCUCUCUUCGCGCCCGUGCUUAUACCAACGUCAGUUUUGUUGGUUCGUUUUAUAGCGUUGCUGUAGCCGCUUUUAUAGAUAUAUUUGAAGUUUAUGAUGUCGUCCUUUUACACCGAGCGAGCAGCGGAAGUCUAACCCGGUCAGGUUAGUUGCACCUUGCGCGAAGCCGCUGCUUCUGCUCACGUGGGCGCCCCCCGGAGCACCACGGCCAGGAAUUGCUUAGUUCUAUAGUUUUUAAUCAUUUCUGUGGUAUCCUUGGAGACAGGUUUUUUUUCUCCGACGUGCAACCUGCCGCGUGCUCGAACCCUCUGCUCACGUUGCUGGUUCAGGACCAUGGGCACGCAUUUGUCUGCUAAGUAACGAUAUCAUAAAUGGAUGAAGAUACCGACACCCGUAAAAUCAACAGCAGCUUCCUUCGCGACCACAACUAUGCAACCGAAGCUGACAUCAUAUCCACGGUUGAGUUCAACCACACGGGGGAGCUGUUGGCCACGGGGGACAAGGGGGGACGAGUGGUGGUCUUCCAGAGAGAGCAAGAGAGUAAGAAUCAGCCACAGAGGAGAGGGGAGUACAACGUUUACAGCACCUUUCAAAGCCAUGAGCCGGAGUUCGACUACCUGAAGAGCCUUGAAAUCGAGGAGAAGAUCAACAAGAUCCGCUGGCUGCCGCAGCAGAACGCCGCCUACUUCCUACUCUCCACCAAUGAUAAGACGGUGAAGCUUUGGAAGAUCAGUGAACGGGACAAGAGGCCGGAGGGGUACAACCUGAAGGACGAUGAGGGGCGAUUCCGUGACCCCACCACCAUCACAGCGCUGCGGGUUCCGGUUCUGCGGCCGAUGGACCUCAUGGUGGAGGCAGUCCCCAGGCGGGUCUUCUGCAACGCCCACACCUACCACAUCAACUCCAUCUCGGUCAACAGUGACUACGAGACGUACAUGUCCACCGACGACCUGAGGAUCAACCUGUGGAACCUGGAGAUCACAAACCGCAGCUUCAACAUCGUAGACAUCAAACCCGCCAACAUGGAGGAGCUGACGGAGGUGAUCACAGCAGCUGAGUUCCACCCAAACCACUGCAACACCUUCGUCUACAGCAGCAGCAAGGGCUCCAUCCGGCUAUGCGACAUGAGGGCGUCCGCGCUCUGUGACAACCACUCCAAGUUCUUCGAGGAGCCCGAGGACCCGAGCAACCGCUCCUUCUUCUCCGAGAUCAUCUCGUCCGUCUCGGACGUCAAGUUCAGCCACAGUGGCCGCUACCUGAUGACGCGGGACUACCUCACGGUCAAGGUGUGGGACCUCAACAUGGAGAGCAAGCCCCUCGAGACGUACCUGGUUCACGACUACCUGAGGAGCAAGCUGUGUUCACUCUAUGAGAACGACUGCAUCUUCGACAAGUUUGAAUGUGUCUGGAACGGAUCCGACAGCGUCAUCAUGACCGGCUCCUACAACAACUUCUUCCGCAUGUUCGACCGCAACACCAAGCGUGACGUGACGCUGGAGGCCUCGCGGGAGAACAGCAAGCCGCGCGCGGUGCUCAAGCCGCGCAAGGUGUGCGUGGGCGGAAAGCGCCGGAAGGACGAGAUCAGCGUGGACAGCCUGGACUUCAGCAAGAAGAUCCUGCACACCGCCUGGCACCCCUCGGAGAACAUCAUCGCCGUGGCGGCCACCAAUAACCUCUACAUAUUCCAGGACAAGGUCAACUAGGUCAACAGCGCCCUCAACGCCCCGCAAACAACACCAAGACACUGAGGCGCUCACCGAGUUAGGAAGACUUUUCUCCCCCGACCCCCACAUCGGCUCCCUCCCCCCCACACCCCCCCAGCAAUAUUUAGGAUAUCCUCCCCUGAUGUCAGGACUGUGGAUCUGUCUGUGGGACGGGCGGGGCCAGCGCUGGGAGAAGAGAGUAUUAUUUUUUUACUUUCACGAAGAGGUGGGGCGGUCAUUUGGAAUGAGGGGGAGGGGGGGGUGGGCGCAUAGAGACCCCAGUUCUGUCAAAAGGACUUCAUGUGAUGGAAUGGUCAGGCUGAUGUGGACCCCAAGUGUCCUGCAUAACCCCCCUCCCCAAACCCCCCAACCCUAUCCCAUCCCUUUAACUUUCUGUGGCAUAUUAUUUAUUUUAGCUAUUCAUUUUAAUAUAGGAAAGUUCACCAUUCAUUUGUUUCUGCACUUGAUGAAUGUUGGGAGUAUGUUACAGGAGAGGAUUAAUUAUUUUUCAAAACAUGUAGCAGUUCCUUUUUUUUUGUUCCUUUUUGAUUUGAAUUUAUUUUUAAAGAAAUGGAAAAUAUAAUAAAAUGAAAUAACCAAAA